AAAUCCAUCAUAUGAAUGUAAAUUUGGAAGAGAAAAAAUUAUCAAACAACCAUAACCACAGUAGUGUAAGAAUUUUUCGCAAAAAAAAUUUGCAUGUAAAAGGAAAAAAACGUAUUUUGAACAACAUCUCAACAGCUACAACCAACAAAAACGGCAAUAAUGUGACCAGUUGGCCUAUUAAUAAUAAGGAAAUGUUGUUGAUAAAUAACAAUAUCAAUCCAGUAAAAGCUAAUAAAUCCGCCAACAACAACCGCAGCAACAAAAAUAAUAGUGGUGGCAAUAUCGAUGAUGAUCAAUCAACAUCUGAAUCAAUCUAUUCAAAUGAAUAUGUUGUCGUUGGUCAUGACGAUUAUCCACAUAAACAAUUAAUGCUACAAAAAGAGCAUAACCAUCGACAACAACAACAAACACAGGAUGAGGAGGAAAAGUUCAUCAGACAGCCAUUAUUGGUGGAUAAUUUGAUGGCAAUGUCCAAUGAAUUGCCCCCAUUGACCGCUGCAUUGCCAAUGCAUUAUUUAAGCCACGAAUCAUCCUCGAUGGAUUCACCACCACUAUUUGCUUCUGCUGAUCCAACAAAUAUAGCAAGUUUAUAUAAUACAUUGCCACAUUCAUCUUCAAAAGUAUCACAACAAGCCGGUACAACAACAGAACUUACAAAUAGUUUGAUUGAGAAACCAAUUCUAAUCUCGCAUCAUCAUUCAUUUAAUCCAAUAACAUCAUUAAAUCAUCAACAACAAUCGAUUAGUCAUUAUUAUGAUCCAGUAUCAUCAUUGAAUUCAGGUCUCGAAUCAUCUGGAUUAAUCGAUACAACAUUAUCACCAUUAUCAUCAUAUCCAAAAGAGGCAGCUUUAUUAUCACAACCAAUAAUACAUCAUCAUCAUCAUCACAAUGAACAUUUAUUCAAUGGAAUAUCAAUGGAUUAUAUUCCUGGUAUACCGGGUAAACCUUGGAAAGAUUAUCCGCUGUAUAGUCAAGUGCCAAAAACAACAUUUCAUUGUAAUGGUGCAUAUGGUUAUUUUGCUGAUAUUGAAACCAGCUGCCAGGUAUGGCAUUAUUGUCAACCGGAUGGUCGUCAUGAUUCAUUUCUUUGUACGAAUGGUACAUUAUUCAAUCAGAUGACAAGAGUUUGUGAUUGGUGGUAUAAUGUUGAUUGUAAAAUGUCUGCACAUCAUUAUGGUGUUAAUGCUGAUCUUUACAAACAACCAUUAAUAUUACACGAUUUAACACAUUUACAACCAUCGUCACAUCAUCAUCAUCAUAAUUUGAUCUAACAAUAACAAUUUUUACUACACACACACACACAACCAUCACCCAUAUAUGACACAUUUCUGAAAAUCAAUUUUUUUGUUGUUGUCCACAGACGGGAAUCGGGAGAAUUAAUAACACAAACACUUGUUGAAUGGGGUUGACAUUCAUUCAAUGGAAAAAAUUUAAGCUUUUUUAAUAAUUAUGUCACUUGUUGAUUUUUUUCACA
Molecule: messenger RNA, 1474 nt
Organism: Dermatophagoides farinae (American house dust mite)
Lineage: Eukaryota; Metazoa; Arthropoda; Arachnida; Sarcoptiformes; Pyroglyphidae
Source: RefSeq, a predicted model, not a curated record